UAUCUGAUAUGUACCAUCUCAACCAAAGCCACCUUUUAAAAAAAGAAGUUCCUGUCUAGUCAUGUGACUUCCUCAAGCGUUUAGUUCUGCACUCCAGCGAUCAGAGAAUCGCUUUUCUUCUGCCUCUUCCUGCGCUGGUGGCUUUCGUCUUUCUGACAGGAGCGAGACUUUUACACACCUGACGGCUGGGAGACACUGACCACCACCAUGUUACGACGGAAACCAUCCAACGCUUCGGAAAAGGAGCAGAACCAAGUGCAGAAGAAGAAGCUCUCUCUGCAAAGGUCCAGUAGCUUCAAAGACUUUAUGAAGCCAAAGCCAUCAUCACCUGUAAGCAACCCUGAGCCUCUACUGGACGAAUCACUGUUGGAAGCAGCGCCACCAGAGGAAUCAGGGAAAAGUAAUGGGAAACUGGGAAAGAAAUGGAGAAACGUCAUAACUCGCACAAUGACCCGUAAAACAUCCAAGAUGGUACAGAAAGCCCUUGCAGAGGAGGGGAAUGAGAGUUGUGAGGACGGCUCUAUGUCCCCUAUGUCUCCCACUGACUGGACGCCUGAUCUGACUGCUGGAAACAGGACAUCAGUGUGCUCCAACAGCUCAGAGGACACAAUCCACAGCCCGCUCUCUCGCCAGCUCUCUGGAUGUGCAGACAGGCAGAGUCUGGACAGCGGCUUCAGCCAGCGGGACAGUAUGAGACUUGAGGACAACAUCUACAUGGGGCCCUUCUGCGGCAGAGCUCUUGUCAUAACUGACUUCACCCCCAGCCCGUAUGAUAUGGACUCCCUCAAACUACAGAAAGGAGACAUCAUCCAGAUUAUUGAGAAACCACCAGUGGGCACCUGGACUGGCAAACUCAACAACAAAGUGGGCUCUUUUAAAUUCGUCUACGUCUCAAUGCUACCAGAGGAGGAAACACCACCAAAAAGGAAGCGAACCCACAGUCAUGGGCGCCAGAAACCCAAACCAAAAACCUUGGAGGAAGUUCUGGAGAGAAUAGGCCUGACUGAGCUGGGAUCUCUCCUGUCCAUGCAUGGCUUCCAGAGUUUGGAGGACUUUACUGGCCUGAAGGAGUCCCACCUGAAUGAUCUGAACAUCACAGACCCGGAGCAGCGUGUAAAGAUACUGAAAGCCACAGAACUGAUUCAUGACUCGGAGGAUGAAUCCGAUGCAGAGGAGCAAAAGACUGAAAUGCCACGGGACUCUGGUUGUUAUGAGAGCACAGAGAACCUGGCAAACGAACGCGAGGAGCCCCAGGUGGAUUCCCAAGCGGAGCCAGAGACAGAUCCAGACACGGAGAUAAAGCUCAAUGCUGUACAGGAACAACUGGAGGUGAUGAAGGUGGAGGAAAGCCCCGAGACUCAGACAGAGUGAAGCCACCAGUGUAUGUUCCUUCAUUUGAUCCUGCUUCUUUAACUCUCUUUGAUGGUCAAGAGCAUGACAUAGCCAUACGCUGGAUUAAAUCACAUGAAGAAAAACAUUUUCUCAUGCACAGCCCAUACUGAGGCCAAAAUCAUCUCUUAGAUGAAGGUCAUCUUCAAUGGAAAGAGCUCUUUGAUGUUGUUGUUCAGAAAGUGACACCACUUUAAAAAUCUAGGCUUAGCUUUUAUGAUUUUAGCGGGAAAAGGAAGCAUAUAGUGUUUGUUUUUUUUCCUUACGUCAUAAAAUACAAAGCAGGGUGGUCCCUUUAAAAUCAGAUUUACUUGUGAGGUUAAAUAAGCCAUCCUUUCUGUUAAAUAUUUCAUGUACUAAACAUAUACCGGCCACUUUAUUAGGUACACCUUACUAGUACCGGGUUAGACCCAUUUUGUCUUCAGAACUGCUUUAAUCCUAUGUGGCAUAGAUUCAACAAGAUACUGGAAAUACCACAUCCCAAAGAUGCUCUAUUGGAUUGAGUUCUGGUGACUGUGGAGGCCAUUUGAGUACACUGAACUCAUUGUCAUGUUCAAGAAACCAGUCUGAGAUGAUUCACGCUUUAUGACAUGGCGUUAUCCUGCUGGAAGUAGCCAUCAGAACAUGAAUACACUGUGGUCAUAAAGGAAUUGACAUGGUCAGCAACAAUACUCAGGUAGGCUGUGGUGUUGACACAACGCUCAAUUGGUACUAAUGGGCCCAAAGUGUGCUAAGAAAAUAUCCCCCACACCAUUACACCACCACCAGCCUGAACCGUUGAUACAAGACAGGAUGGAUCUACACUUUAAUGUUGAUGCCAAAUUCUGACCUCUGACAUCUGAAUGUCGCAGCAGAAAUCGAGACUCAUCAGACCAGGCAAAGUUUUUUUUUCCAAUCUUCUAUUCUCCAAUUUUGGUGAGCCUGUGUGAAUUGGAGCCUCAGUUUCCUGUUCUUAGCUAACAGGAGUGGCACCCGCUGUAGUCUUCUGUUGCUGUACCCCAUCCGCCUCAAGGUCGGCAUGUUGUGCGUUCAGAGAUGCUCUUCUGCAAAUCAUGAUUGUAAUGUGUGGUUAUUUGAGUUACUGUUGCAGUUGCAUUUCUAUUAGCUCGAACCAAUCUGGACAUUCUCUGGCAUCAACAAGGCAUUUAUACCCACAGAACUGCCACUCACUGGAUAUUUUCACUUUUUCGGACCAUUGUCUGUAAAUCCUAGAGAUGGUUGCGUGUGAAAAUCCUAGUAGAUCAGCAGUUUCUGAAAUACUCAGACCAGCCUGUCUGGCACCAACAACCCUGCCACGUUCAAAGUCACUUAAAUCACCUUUCUUCCCCAUUCUAAUGAUCAGUUUGAACUGCAGCAGAUCGUCUUGACCAUGUCUACAUGCCUAAAUGCACUGAGUUGCUGCAAUGUGAUUGGCUGAUUAGAAAUUUGCGUUACUGAACAGUUGGAAAGGUGUACCUAAUAAAGUGGCUGGUGAAAUUCUGUGUGACCUAACUGUGAUUCUCUAAUAUCUGAGAAGCUUUAUCAAUCUUCAAACUAAGUAGCAUUUUUUUCUACUACUAUUCUACUGUUUCUGUCAUAUUGAAUGUACAAAGUAAUAUGCAGCUGGUGCGCUCCAAAUGUUUUUUUUUUGUUUUUGUUUUUUUUUGUUUUUUUGCAAAGUAUGAAAGGGAAAAGCAUAUAUUGUUCAGUUUAUGUAUGUGUACUUUCAUAUUAUACUUUUGCUUUUAUUGUCAAAUGAUUUGGUUCCUGUUUAUGGUAAUGUUCCUUUUUAUGUGGUGACUUUGGUUUUCGAAAUGAUGGUUUAAUACUUGUUUCAUUGUUACCCUUCUGUUUGUUUGUAUGAUUUCUGUAAACAAUUCUUAACAAAAACAC
Danio aesculapii is the source of this 3261-nucleotide messenger RNA. RefSeq names its product SAM and SH3 domain containing 3 (gene sash3). Gene Ontology annotation, molecular function: protein binding. NCBI's taxonomy places the organism in Eukaryota, Metazoa, Chordata, Actinopteri, Cypriniformes, Danionidae. The record is from RefSeq and is a predicted model, not a curated record. The coding region runs from base 208 to 1371 and encodes 387 amino acids. The transcript has 8 exons.